Messenger RNA from Drosophila ficusphila, 4007 nucleotides. RefSeq names its product protein deadlock. The record is from RefSeq and is a predicted model, not a curated record. The transcript is spliced from 2 exons. Bases 24 to 3836 code for a protein of 1270 amino acids. Lineage: Eukaryota; Metazoa; Arthropoda; Insecta; Diptera; Drosophilidae.
CAAACUUGCAAACGCGUGGCUUAAUGGAGGUGAAUUCAAAAAAAAGUAAAUUAUUAUGGAAAGUUCGAGAAACAAUGAGUUGUUGGCAGCAAAUUAUAACCGUUUUGGGCACUAAAUCCAAUACGGAAGAGGAAUGGAAGGACAUUUACAACGCUUACUUAGGGAGUUUUAAAAAUCAGUAUUUCAUUCACAGCUCCAACAACUCUUCAAGGCCUCAGAAAAACAAGUGCAAGUCUAUCAAGGAUUCGACAGAAAGACCCCUCAAAGCAGUGGCGAAAAAUGCGGAAAAUUCCACUCUACCUGCUAAUUCCACAAAAAGCUGUAAUGCCUCUGCGGUUUCACCUCGGCCUGAAAUUCCUGAAACUCGUAGAGCAAGCAAGCGUCGGGAUUCAGCUGUCCAUCAUAUUGUUGCUGCUGACAAACUUGAUGCUGAUUCCAAAAAACAUGAUUACGCAUUCACUCCUAAAACUCCCGAUCUUGAUUCCAGGAAGGACUGUACUUCCAAAACUCCUGAAAAAAUUGGUCCCAGAAAGUUGACGGAUUCCUCAGGUCAACCAGCUAAUGAACUUAAAUGUUCAGGUGGUUCCUCAGACAACUUUACGCAUCAAAGUGCAUGCGAACUUCCAGAUGCUCAAAUAUCGAUUUCCAUAAAGUGCCAAAAUUCAUGUGUCUCGCCAGAUGCUUUUGUCUUGAUCCACACAAAGCCCCGAGAUUCAAGUGCUCCCUUAGAUUCUGCCGACUCAAAUUCGUCCAAGCUCAGGGAAUCAAGUGCAUCCCCAGAAGCUCCUGCUCAACAGAAAGAUUCUGUUUCAUCAGAAGAUCCCUUCUCAUUGCAUUUGAUCAAGCAACAUGACUCCAGUAGCUCGCAAGAUGUUCCCAAUUCGAAUUCCAUUAAGCAGCGGGAUUCUGGUGCUUCCCAAGAUGAUCUAGUAUUGAAUUAUAUCAAGAAGCGGGAUUCAGAUGCUUCAGGAGAUGUUCUUUUAUUUAAUCUUAUUAAGGAGCCAAAUUUGGGUGCUUCCAAAGAUAAUUCUAUUUCGAGUGCUUCUAAAGUAACCAAGCGCCGGAAUACUUGCGUUUCCAUAGGUGGUAUUUCUCCUAUUGCAAACAAUCUCCGCGAACUGCGAUCGUCUUCAACGAAUAACAUGAAGCGUAGAAAUACUUGUGUUCCCUCAGAAGCUUCUCUGUUUAUAGAACCCAAACCCUUGAAAGGCCGGGAAACGCCAGUCAAUACAAUUAAGAUUGGUAAUCAACAGCUUUCAGGGGGCUCGAGUGAUGAUUUGAAUGACCAGUUGCCACUCUCCACCUGGUUGAAAGCCCCGAAAAAAAAGAAAUUGAUCCCCUUACCCUUGCCCAACGAUAUCAAAGUGGAGGAAGCUGAGCACAAUCUUGCUUGUUCGGCAAUUUUGCCACUGAAGCGUAAAGGAGGACGUCUCUCGCUUCACGAGAAAGAUCAGCAAUUAAAGGCGGAACCGGAACCCAACGAAGACCUACUGCCCAAUGAUUCUCCAAACAUAGCGCCUAAUUCGAGCAUAAUCAAGCAGAAAAAGGAUUCAGCAAAGCGUUCAUCAACUAAAUCAAUAACGGAGAAGCUGCCCUUAAAACCAUUGCAAAAAACUGAAAAAAAUAAGUUAAAAGAGAUUCGAGUGAAACUUUAUUCAACGCCUCCUCGAGACCCACCGGCGGAUCAUUUAAAAGAAGCUCCGUCGACAACAAUCGAGACGCCACAGCAGAAAGUUAAGCCUCCAGGUAACAAAAAGAAAGACAUUCAGCAGCCACAGAACUUGACAAAAUCAUCUGGAAAGCAGCCAGGGAAACCUAGACUCCGGAGGAAAAGGCAGGACUCCGUCAACCCAGCGCCGCGUAAGAGAAGGACCCUGUCUAAUGUUGGCGUAAAUGCAGUAAGCAGUUAUCUGGAUUUUACAUUACCUAACAAGUUCCUUUUGUUGCCACAGAUAAGCUUCGAAACUUCGCCGGUACCAGCCCACAAACCGCCAACUGCCAUCAAUUUAUCCAAAGUUCAGUCGCAUCAAAGACCCAGCCAUCUCGUCGAGCACAACUACGAUUGGUGUGGGGAGGUGGGUAAGAUCAAGAUCCAAAAGAAUAGAGUCGUGCCCAAAUUGAUUGACAUGGAAGAUAUGCUCGUGGACAAUACCCCUAUGCAACUUACGUGUUCCACUGGGGAUGAGGUUCAUCUGAAAAACGAUAACGUGGCCGAUGAGAUUGAGCUUUUCGAUACGCCGCUAGAUCUCUUCCGUGAAGUGGAGGAGAUUGACCGCUUUCUGGAGAACUUGAACAAUAAAACACCCAGCGAAAUUGAUAGCCAGCUUGCCCACACUUCGGAGUUCUUCGAGAAGUUGCCAAGUCUGCCUUCGAUCAAGAAGGAUAACCCCGAUCUGUUGGACAUCCUCGUGGCCGAAAACGAAGAGCUUGACUACGAGGAGGAUGACGACGACGAUGUGCUGUCGGUGGCUGCCUCCUGGAAUGGGCUAGAGGAAGAGGAUGUACCUGAGCAAAAACCGAUUGAGACAAAGAAAAUUACCGAACAGAAAGGAAAGAUAAUUUCCAUCAAAGAAAGUAUUAAGCCAGUUGGAAAAACGGAAACGCCAAAAAUUCAGAACAAAAAUUCUUUUAAAAUACCAAAAUUAAACGCUGAGCAACUGAAAGCACAGCCAUCAGUCAUGAAAUCCCUUUAUGAGCAGGAAGAGUUGGAAAAGAAAAAGACUCCAGUAGCCAAACCUGUGCCACCGCCGCUGAUUGAGGUUUCGGUGGCGGAAACCACUCGCAAGCAACGGGAAGAUGCAACCGCUUCUCGGCGGGCGAAAGAACCUCUGCCGGUGUUUGCUCCACCGUAUCGAGUUACGCACGAAGUGACGGCUCCAAUGGGUAGUGCCAGCGGACACCAACUCAUCCGCGAGUCGACAGUCUCGGUUAGCGAUGGAAAGCUUGUCUCCUUGAAAAUGGACGUGUUUGGCGUCAAGUGUAUGCAAUUUGUCGAUCACAAUUGCUCAUCGUUUGUCUGCGAUCACACGUUGCACAGUAUGGGCGUGUUCCAGAGCCGUAUGGUUAGGAUGGAGGAGGCCACACUGUUGGCCGUCUACCGACAGUCUCGGCGAAGCUUCUUACUCUUCAGGACGUACUUCACCUCGUUCGUGGACAUUUUCGAGCGUAUGCAGAACACGGAGCAGCUGCUGAAUAUGAUAACCGACUGCAAGCUCUACAAAGUCUGCUCUGCCCCGCUAGUGGAAUACGUGUAUGCAGUUCUCAGAAACUGCGGCAUGCAGAAGGAGGCCGUGGCCUGUAUAAUGGAGCACGUGUGGCAGCCAAGCAAAGCGCAAAAGUUCAGGGAGAUGACGCUGACAAUACUUCGAAUACUGGCCUACGCCAACUGGGACGAUUAUUUCGACAAUCUGAUGGAGUUGGACAAGGAUCAUAACUUCGCAAUACCAUUGGAUAUUCUGACAACCAUACUUCAAUACUCUGUAGAUCAGGGAGACAAGUUCUCAAAAGCGUCUGCCUUAAUAGUCCUGCAUCCAGAGGAGAUAUGCAAUAAUGCAGCUAUUAUGUCGCUUCUAGUUACCACAUCGAAUCGUCAUACAUCGAAUCGUCAUACAUCGAAUCCCAGUCAAGGACUGCAACCCACUGCAACAAAUAAUGGUUCUCCCUUAUUAUUGUCGGCCCCUGCUGCUGGUCAGCGGUGUCCGCCAUUCCGAAGAAACACCUUAGCAUCUAGUUUUGGAGAUCCACCAAGGGACGCUUAUCACUUAAAUGGCAACAAUAGUUUUCAUAACUAUUGUGACUACUCGAACAGUUUAGGCACGCAACGUAAGCGAAUGUAAUUUUUUUUGAUACGAGCCGGUUAUCAAUUAAUUUUGUUUUUGACAUUUAGCUGAAUCUCAGUUUUUCACUUGACAUUAUAAACAGUACUCAUUUAAAUGUAUUAAUAGGUUAAUUAAAAUUUAUAUUUACAAAGAUGAAACAAUAAAUGAAAAGUUCAAUAUUUCGUUCAA